Molecule: messenger RNA, 2565 nt
Organism: Saccharomycopsis crataegensis
Lineage: Eukaryota; Fungi; Ascomycota; Saccharomycetes; Ascoideales; Saccharomycopsidaceae
Product: beta-glucosidase H
Exons: 1
Coding region: 1-2565 (854 amino acids)
Biological process (GO): glucan catabolic process
Molecular function (GO): beta-glucosidase activity
Source: RefSeq, a predicted model, not a curated record
AUGACUUUUGAAGUGGAGCAAGUGCUUCCACAAUUAACGAAAGAGGAAAAAAUCGCCCUUACUUCUGGUAUAGACUAUUGGCGUACUUUUCCUAUACAUAGAUUAGGAGUUCCAUCUAUCAAAACCUCGGAUGGUCCCAAUGGUAUCAGGGGCUGCUACCAUUUCAAUAGCACACCCACAUCUUGUUUUCCUGUCGAAACUGCUCUUGGCUCAACAUGGGACCUCCAAUUGAUAUUUCAAGUCGGCCAAAAGCUUGCUAAAGAAUCUCGUGCGAAAUUAGCCCACGUAAUUCUUGGCCCAACUUUGAAUAUUCAAAGAAUUCCAAACGGAGGAAGAGGAUUCGAAUCUUUCGCAGAAGAUCCCGUAUUAGCCGGCGAAUUGGCAGCUGCUUAUAUAAAUGGGUUUCAAGAAAGUGGUUUAGCAGCUUCGUUAAAGCAUUUCGUAUGCAAUGACCAAGAAAAUGAUAGAUUUUCCAGUAAUUCUAUUGUUACAGAUAGAGCUUUGAGAGAAAUCUAUUUGAAAGCUUUUGAGAUUGCCAUUACUAAAUCUAACCCUAAGUCAAUAAUGACAUCUUAUAACAAAGUUAAUGGGAUUCAUGUUUCUGAAAACCCUUAUUUUUUAGAGAAAAUAUUAAGAAAUGAAUGGGGUUGGGAUGGCUUAAUAAUGAGUGAUUGGACUGGAACGUAUUCGACCUCAGAGGCUAUCAAUGCUGGGUUAGAUUUGGAAAUGCCAGGGCCACCUAAAUGGAGAGGUAAUUUUUUAAAUCAUUCUCUAUUUUCUAAAAAGGUCAGUUUGGAAACAUUGGAUGAAAGAGCUCGCAAUGUUUUAAAUUUGGUUAAAAGAGUUGAGAGAGCUGGCAUUCUUGAAGACUUACCUGAACUAAACGGUGAAAAUCAGAUUUUUGAGAAGCUGUUAUUGGAUGAAAAUGGUAAGCUACCGAAUGAUAUUUAUGAGAUUUUAAGAAAAGCUGCUGCUGAUGCUUCUGUUUUAUUGAAAAAUGACUCAAAUAUUUUACCAUUCAGCAAGCUGAAAAAGACCCUAGUGAUCGGUCCGAACGCAAAAUAUGCUGCCUACGCUGGUGGAGGCUCUUCUUUAAGCACAUCUUAUUAUACUAUUUCUCCUUUGAGUGCUAUUCAAAAAAAAAUUGGGAAACAGAAUGUUUGUUAUGAGAUUGGUGCCCACAAUCAUUUAUAUUUACCUUCUUUGGGUGAACAACUUUCCACAGAGAAUGGUCAAACUGGUGCAACUUUAAAAAUAUCAAACGAGUCUUUUGAUGACCUCCAUUACCAACCUUUUGAAACUUUAGUUUUUAAAGAUAUUAGCUAUUUUAGAAUGAAUGACUAUAAAAAUUUUAACUUAAAAUCCAAAAUAUUUUAUAUUGAGCUAACUUCUGUUUUUAUCCCAGCUGACAGUGGAGUCUACGAGUUUGGAAUUGCUGUGUGUGGCACAGCAAAAUUAUAUAUUGAUGAUGUAUUGAUUAUUGAUAAUUCUGAAAAUCAAAUAAGAGGUGAGUCAUUUUAUGGUCUUGGAACCACCGAGAAGAGAGGAACUCUGAAUGUUGUCGCUGGUAGAAAAUACCAAUUGAGAAUUGAAUUUGGCUCUGCUGCUACAUCUGAAAUUGUUAGAAACAUCAAUCCGGAGUUUCUUGGUGGCGGUGGAUUAAGAUUUGGGGGAAUUCCUGUUAUUGAUAGUGAUAAAGCCAUCAGACAAGCUGUCGAAUCUGCUAAAAAAUUUGACCAGGUGGUAGUUAUAACUGGUUUGAAUAAAGAUUACGAGUCAGAAGGUGCAGAUAGAAAUGAACUUGCAAUUCCUGGACUCAGCAAUGAGUUGAUCACAAAGGUUACUGAGGCUAACUCGAAUACAGUUGUUUGGAUCCAAUCAGGAACUCCCAUUGAAUUACCAUGGGAAUCUUCGGUAAGUAAUAUAUUCUGGAGCUCAUAUGGAGGAACAGAGACCGGUAGUGGCAUAGCUGAUACUUUAUUUGGAGAUGUAAAUCCUUCUGGGAAGCUACCGUUGAGUUUUCCAAAAAAAUUUGAAGAUACUCCAAGUUUUAUAAAUAACUCCACUGAUAAUGGAAGAGUCCUUUAUGGAGAAGACAUAUACGUGGGUUAUAGGUAUUAUGAGAAAGUGAAAAGAGAUGUUCUAUUUCCCUUUGGUCAUGGUUUGAGCUAUACCACAUUUCAAUUAUCGGAUCUCCAAAUCAAUGUUACGAAUUCUGAAAAAAUAUCUGUGUCAGUAAAACUACAAAACACAGGUGCAUAUGAAGGAGCAGAUGUGAUUCAAUUAUAUAUCGGUGCGGAUAGUUCCAGGAUCAAAAGACCAUUGAAGGAAUUGAAAGCUUUCCAAAAGAGAAAACUUUUGCCAGGAGAGUCUUGUACUAUUAUUUUUGAACUUGAAUCAUUAAAUUGUACUGCAUAUUGGGAUGAAGUGAAAUCUAAAUGGGCUUCUGAAAAGGGUAUUUAUACUAUUUAUAUUGGCAAUUCCAGUAAGACGAAUUUAGAAGCAAAAUUUGAAGUGAAGGAAAGUCACUAUUGGAUCAGCAAAAUCAUUUCGAAUACAAUCUAA